AUGUCCCGCCGGGGCCCCGCUCAGGACUCGGGCACCCCCCGGCGCAAGGCGGUGCAGGCCAUGGGGCCGCGGGCCGCGGCGGGGCAGGCGGAGGCCCAGCAGCUGCAGGAGCUGCGGAGCCGGACGGAGAGGGCCGAGCGGAGGCUGUUGGCCUGCGAGAACCUGGUCGGGGAGCUGGGCAGCAACCUGGCCACCCUGGGCAGCCUCCUGCAGGGCUACGGGCACCUCCAGCAGCGGCUGGACAACGUGGAGAACCUCCUGAAAAAUCGGAAUUUCUGGAUCCUGCGGCUGCCCCCCGGCUCCCGAGGCGAAGUCCCCAAGGUACCCGUCACGUUCGAUGACGUUUCAGUGUACUUCAACGAGCAGGAGUGGGAGAGACUGGACCGCUGGCAGAAGGACCUGUACAGGGCUGUGAUGAGGGGGAACUACGAGACGCUGAUCUCCCUGGACUACGCCGUGUCCAAGCCUGACAUCCUCUCCCGGAUCGAGAGGGGUGAAGAGCUCUGCAUCAAAGACGGCCAGGAGCCCCUGCUGACACGUAUCGGAGACGGUCAGGAGCCCCCGCAGACACCAGAAGAGACAGACCCGAUGGAAGAGGCUUUGGGAGAAGAUGAAGUCCCCAUGGAAGCUGACACAGAACACGCCGUGUCCAAGCCUGACGUCCCCUCCCGGAUCGAGAGGGGUGAAGAGCUCUGCAUCAAAGACGGCCAGGAGCCCCCACAGACAGGCGUCCGGGAUGGCCAGGAGCCCCCGCAGACACCAAAAGAGAUGGACCAGAAGGAAGAGGCUUUGGGAGAAGAUAAAGUCCCCAUGGAAGCUGGCACAGAACUCCCCAUCCUGGUGAUGAAUGUCAUGUCCCUGAGUGCGCAAAAAGAGGAGCAGCGCAGGAAACGUCAGCCUGAGACAGAGAUGGAAGAGGACCCAGCUGAGUCCAGUGCUGAGGAAGGCUUUUUAAUGGAAAAUGAAAUGGCGCGUGAAGGGGCUUCUCCUGAAAACGUCAAGUUGAAGGAAGAGAAGCCCGAGGUGUUGCCAGAGGUUUCUGCACCCUCUCCUGGCCCGGAGAUCCAGAAGUGCCCCAAAAGCGAGCAGGCCAAAGCCAAGAGCAAGAAGAAGCCGAGCAGGUGCGCGAGCAGCAGCCUGCUGAUGGGCAACUGUCGGCGCGGCUACGUGCGCGAGUGGUCGCACCCUUGCACCGAGUGCGGGAAGCGUUUCCGUCUGAAAAUCAACCUCAUCAUCCACCAGCGGAGCCACGCCAAAGAGGGGCCCUACGAAUGCACGAUGUGCGAGAUCAGCUUUGCGGACAAACGCCACCUGGACCUUCACCAGAGCAUCCACAUAAAAGACAGGGCCUUUGGGGCCAAGGUCUGGGGGAACGUCCACCCAGAGCUGAGGAUCCGGCCGAGGAGGAAGUUCUGCGGGCCUUUCUGUGGAGGUGCCCACAGCCCGGGCAAAGGGACGUACGCUGGGGGAACCUGGCUGGGCCAGCCCAAGGAGGAGCUGGACCGAGGGAGCCUGUCCAGCGCGUGUUUCUCCCGAAAGCAGAGUCCUAAGUCUCGUAGGAAGUCCGUGCUGAAAUGCAGUCUUUGCAAAAAGAGUCUCUCUUGCACCUUUUCCCUUCAGCGGCACCUGCAAACCCACACGCAGGACAGGCCGUAUUGCUGCGCCGCCUGCAAGAAAUGCUUCACCCGCAAAACUCACCUCUUGCGCCACGAGAAAAUACACGACCGCCAGAAAGCCCUGGCUGCACUCCAACAGCCCGCGACGGCCCAGCCCGCGACCGUCGCGCCAGCGCCCCGGCAGCCCCAGCCGCAAGGAGCCCCGGAGGCACCCGCGGGCGGGAGCGUUCCUCACUCACCAGCCCAGGCAUCCGAGAGAAACGUUAGCCCUGCGGCCACCGCAGCCAAAGCGGUUCCAGCAAACGUGCUCCUCAUCGGUCCUGCAGAACUCGGACCCCCAGACAAGAAGUGCCACAUCGACAGCUGGGGUGGGAGAGCCAGCCAGCCUGUGGUUAGACUAGGAAAUAGGGCAGCAGUUUCGGGGGUGACGGAGAAAUGACAACAGGAGAGAUCCGAACUGCUGGUGUCCCUGGAGAGAAACUUGUCUGAGCAUUGAUUUUGCACAUGGUGGGGUUGUGAACCAUCUGUCCGCUGGAUUUUAGGAGCUUUCCUGAAUUGUCGAAGGAAUCAAAAGCUUGGAUACCACUACAGAAAGCAAAUUAGAGAAGCCUCCAGUGAUCCAAAAUGCUUUACCAUUCCUCAGACUCUCGUGUCUGCUGGCUGAUGCGUACAGUUUUCCCAAGCUGACCUUCCUGGGAGAUUACCAGGUAUGUCUCCUGCAGCCCAGUGAGAGGAAUUGCAAACAGCAGCUGAGCUCACUCAUUACUCGAUGCUGGAGCUGACCCCUUGCAUUUGGAGAUACACGGUGAAGAGGACGGAGAGAAGGGAAUCAAGCUGGCGAGCCAGGCGGGAUUCCCAAGGAGCUCUUCACUUCACUGACAAAGUUUGUUGACCAAGACACUGGAUGAAGAGAGCAUGGCAUCUCUGAGACCCCAUCGCGUCCUGGCCAGGCUUGUCUAAUAACCCACCGUGGUGAGGAAAUCUGCUGACCCCUCGAUCAGGUGGGGAACACCUGAGCGUUGCGUUGGAAGAUACGUGGAACAAAUCAAACAACAAUAUUUUCUGCUUGCGAGGGUGCUGCGGCCGUUUGAGGUCCCAGCGGCACUCCUUCCUUCAACAAGGCCAGCUCACGAGAGCCAGAAACACCCGCGAGAGUUAAUUCCCUCAGGACCAGCCUGCACAGAUGGAGAGUCACUUUAGAAAUACUUGACGGGUAAAAUUACCGCUGCGCUGCAGCAGCAGUC
Gavia stellata (red-throated loon) is the source of this 2860-nucleotide messenger RNA. RefSeq names its product zinc finger protein 777-like. The transcript has 8 exons. Gene Ontology annotation, biological process: regulation of DNA-templated transcription. The record is from RefSeq and is a predicted model, not a curated record. Bases 1 to 2055 code for a protein of 684 amino acids. NCBI's taxonomy places the organism in Eukaryota, Metazoa, Chordata, Aves, Gaviiformes, Gaviidae.